AAAUCCAAGCAUGCGCGAGGAGCCUUGCACCUUAUGCACAAGCGAUGCAUACAAAAACGUAACAACAAACCAGCAAAGGAGCCUGCCGUCACCCAUUUAAACCUCCGACGGAGAGCUCCCCUCCCCUCCCCUACCCUCUGCUGAGUGCCUGUCUGGGAUCUGUCCUCACGGAAGGACACGUUCAUUGACUCGCUAUAAGGGCGCCUUAAUGAUGCGAGACCGCCGCCUGCAGUAGUGUGAUCAGCGGGCAGAAACAGAUUGCCUCACAGAUCAGAGAGAGAAAGAGAUGCCAUCAAGGAUGUCUGACUGAGACCGGUGCCGCUGCCUGCUGGAAAGCUGUCAUUUUGGUUAUUUUUAACCCACUGUUUUCUUUUUUUCAUUGUGUUCCUCAGAGACUCAAGCACCUCUCGGAUGGUGGACUGAUCAGCUGAAUGUCAGCUGCUUGUGGAGCAUGGGUACAACUGCCAGUGCCGCACCACAACCUGUAACCGUAGCGUCGCCACUUGAAAGUGUCCAUGGCAACGGGAUGGCUGACAGCAGGCAGUCUCUUAGCAUGAGCCCCUUCCAGACAGUCAACAUCCACAACAACAAGGCCAAGUCCAUUAUCACCAACAAAGUCGCACCUGUCGUCAUCACGUAUAAUUGCAGACAGGAAUUUCAGAUUCACGAUGACAUACUCAAGACCAACUACAAAGUUGGUCGGAUAUCCGACGCCAUGCCCGAGCACUACCUGGUGCAGGGGGAGUACUUCAUGGUCCAGGAUGUGUACAGCAAGGCAGAUGUCCUCAAUACCACGGGCAGCUAUGGAGCACCCAACUUCCGCCAAGUCAAGGGGUCUUACCCUCUGUAUGGGAUGGGUCAGCCGAGCCUGAAUGGCUUCAAACAGGUUCUUCAGAGGCUCCAGGCGCAAGGACACGAGGAGGUUAUAUUCUUCUGUGUAAGAGAGGAGCCGGUGGUGUUUCUGCACAAGGAUGACGACUUUGUGCCGUACACCCCCAGGAGGAAGGAAAACCUACAUGAGAACCUUCAUGGCCUGGAAAAGGAGGAGCUGGUGGAGAGCCUGGAGCUCACCAUCAGGAAGGAGCUCCACGACUUUGCCAAGCUCAACGAAAACAUCUUCUACGUCUACAAUGACAUCGAGUACUUCAAAGACGAGCCGCAGAAGAUCUCCAUCACGUGUGAGGAGGACAUCCAUGUGACUGAAGAGGUCUAUAAGAGGCCUAUGUUCACCAGGCCGGCCUACAGGUACUACAGAUUACCACUACCAAUGGAGGGAGCGCCAUUGGAAGAAGACUUUGACGCAUUUGUUAACAUACUCAGGGAGAGCACCAGCUUGUCUCUGGGCCACGAUGCGUCCCGGCAGCUGCCUGCUUUGCUCUUCAGUUGCCAGGUGGGCGUUGGCCGCACCAACCUAGCCAUGAUCCUGGGCACACUGGUCAUGAAUCGCCUGAGGGGUGAUUCACAACCGCAGCCUCAAGUUGAGGAAGCAGCUGCUUCAGAGCCCAAACCACUGUUCCAGGUCAUCCAGUCUCUGAUCAACAAGCUGCCUAAUGGACAGCAGGUCAUGGAGGAGGUUGACCAGGCUAUCGCCCUGUGUUCCGAAAUGCACAACAUAAAAGAAGCAAUAUAUGAGAACAAGAGUAAGCUGGAAGGGAUUGGUGAAGAUUAUCAAAUUCAGGGAAGCAGUACCAAAGACUACUUUCUCAACAGAACCAUGCAGAGCUUGGAGCGCUACUUCUACUUGAUUGUAUUUAACGCGUACCUUCACGAACAGUAUCCUCUUGCCUUUGUGUCCAACUUCAGCCAGUGGAUGUGCUGCCACACGUGGCUGUACAGGUUACUGGCCUGCAUGGACCUAUCAGAGCUGUCAGCCCCGGCUGAGCUGGUCACCAAAGGAGCUCGGGUCCUGGUUGCUGAGGAGUGCUUUGCUCCGGAUGUGCUCAGCACGGUGAAAGAGAUGAAGGCGGUCAACUUUAGACGAGUGCCCAAGAUGCCUGUUUAUGGAGUGGCUCAGCCGACAUCAGAGGCUACUGGGGCAGUUUUGGCCCAUCUGACGGAUGAGAAGAGGAAACAUAGCCACGUGUUGUGGGUCAAUUUGCAGGAGGAGCUGGUGCUGGAAGGGAAUGGUCAGAUUUUUACACCAAGGGAGCCGUCGUGCCCGGACCAGAACAUUUCUAUCCCAUCGUCUGACCCAGAGCUGAUAGAGAAACUGGAGACCUCUCUGAAGGAGGAGAUUCUGAGAGCUCAGAAGUGGCUUGAGGUGACACUUGAGCAGGAGAAACAGAUGAAGAUGUUCAAAAGCUGCCUGACAGUCCAGGAGAUCUUCAACCAGCACAAAAGCACCCACCAGGGCCUCGUCUACAGACGCAUCCCUCUGCUGGACUGCAGCGCGCCCAGGGAGGAGGAGUUUGAUAAGCUGUUGGAGGCCAUGAAGAGUGCCUUGGCUGAGGACUCUCACUCAGCCUUCGUUUUCAACUGCUCUAAUGGCAAAGGCAGGACCACGACUGGCAUGGUUGUUGCCAUUCUGACUCUCUGGCACUUUAAUGGUUUUCCAGAGUUUGCUGAUGAUGAAAUUGUGAGUGUUCCUGAUGCUAAGUACACAAAAGGAGAAUUUGAGGUUGUGAUGCAGCUGGUGCGUCUGCUCCCCGAUGGCCACAGGAUGAAGACGGAGGUGGACAUGGCCCUGGACUCUGUCAGCGAGACCAUGACCCCCAUGCACUACCAUCUGAGAGAGAUCAUCAUCUCCACGUACAGACAGAUCAAAAGUGGUAAAACGGAGAAGGAUUGUCAGCAGCUGCUGCUGAAGAGCCUGCAGUACCUGGAGCGCUACAUUUACCUCAUCCUCUUCAACACAUACCUGCAUCUAGAGAAGAAAAACUCCUGGCAGCGCUCCUUCACUCUCUGGAUGGAACAGGUGGCUGCCAGAGCCGGAGUUUAUGACAUCCUCAACCAGCUGGGCUUCUCCGAGUUUGAAAACCUGAGGGACACGCCGUUGGCCAGGCUGCGCUGCCGCUGGCAACAGCAAAACAUUCAGUCACUUCCUUUCCGAGGGGAGUUCAUCUGAGAGAGAAUCACUGUGAACGCAGCAAGACAGUACUGUGCUUUUCAGAAUAAAAGACAUUUACAUUAACUUUGUUAUGCCUUCUAUAUUUACCCCUGUAUUGUUAUGCAUAUCUUCUCUUCUUUUAUUUUUUGUGUUACUGCUCUUUUUUUUUUUUUCCAACUCACUGGCGAUGUUAACAUUUUGAUGUUGUUUCUAUGAGUCUUAGCAGAAUGUUGCUCCUAUAUUAGAAGUUGAUAUUUGUGCCUUUGCCUUUUUUCUUUUAAAUCAGUGGUAGAAUUUCAGUGUACUAAUAUUUGUUACUUUUUUCAAAUCAAGGCAAAAAAAAAAAAAUGUUCCUUAUGUGUUCUCACUUUUGAAGAUGAGACAACCUUCUGUUAGAACAAGACGAGAGUUAAGUGUUGUUAUGGAGGAGAGGAGCAAAUUCCACUGUGUCAGCCAACAAUUUUGGUUGUAUGUCACAACUGUUUGCUCUUUUGUGACCUGAUAUUUUUCUUGAGCCCUGUCCUUUUCUGCCCAGCACAGCUGUCAUCAGUGACUGUGCACUUCGACUUAAGGUUUUUCAGUUUUUGAGAGGGUUCCCUUUGUACAUAUGAAAGCUGUUGUUAUUUAAAUGUUAAUGUGUCCUUACGGUUUUUUAAAGCUGAUCAGAGUCAAUGUUUUUGAUAUGAUUUUAAAUAUGCUGUUGGCCAUAGUUUCUUUAUUGACAGCAUAACACCAGUAAUCUGUUGUACCUGUUUCUUUUUUACAUUCAUUAACAUGUGCGAUACAGGUACUAGCAGUACAGCAUGUCAGGAUUUUUUUUAUGCUAAUUUGAUUUUACUUCAAAACUGUAAAUGUGUGUUUUGUAUUUGUAAACAUUGGAGCAAUGUUGCUUAAAAAUUGCUAAAUGUAUACUCUGAGAUUCCUUUAAAGUCCCAUGAAAUUGUAACAUCACUUCCUUAAUGUCAUGUGAAGAACCAGAUAUCACCUUUUUAUAUUCUACACAUUUUUCUUCCUUGCAAAGAAAACCUGCCGCCUACGUUACCCACGAUGCAGUUCAGCCGCAAACAGUUCAGUUGGAGAUUUGGAUGCGUUAUGCUAGUAGCAGCUAACGUAGCCUUGAUCUGCUAGCCUCAAGGGGAGAUGUCUUUGAGUACUCCCAAAGACCUGUAAACAGACUUUGAUGUGUAAAAUUGGUUCCCCUUUAAUCAGCUCGGCUCUCACAGACUUCACGACCCCUGCCAGUAAACGAUUACAAUGUCUUUGACAUCGCCAGUCCAUCAGCAGGAAUCAAAUUAUAUGUCUGUAAAAAUUUAUGGUUGGAAACAGCCAGGCCCUCAAAUACUUGCUGUAACUGGGGUUAAAAAACACUUGGUAUCUAUUGGUGAAGGAUAAAUAUACCCUUUAACAACUGCAUCUUAGUGGCAUCAAUGGAAGGAGGCUUUUUAUGCCAGUUAUUAAGUGUGCCUACAUUUAUGGAAUAACUUUUACUGUACAGUAUUUCUUUAACAGUUUUAACACUUUUGUUUGUCUAUUUUGUUCUUUAAUUUGCCAAUGUGUUUAGUUGUAAAGUAAUUUGUAGCUCAAAGUGUGCUUUAAAAACCACGAUUCCUGCCUUUAAACAAAGAUAAGCCAGAAAAAAAAAUCCUUCCUCCAGAUGCCUCUUGUAAGUAUUUUUUUCUUACUGUCAAUUUGUCAAAGGGUUUGCACUCUAUGUAAUUGAUUCAGACUAAUUGUGAUGAUUGAUAAUUAAGAGCUACCCAUUAUGAACCAAUCUUUGCGUAACAUGAUAACAUAAGGACAUAGGUUAUAAUAACACCCUAACGCCUUAGCUAUGCACUUAAUUUAAUGUUCAUUUUAAGAGGCACCCAUCAUAGAGGCAAUGCAUUACCCUUUAUUCACUAUAUGUGCCACUUACUUUCUUUUUUUGCAGGGGGUAAAAUAAAUAAUUCAGAUAGAUUUAAUAGCAUGUGUCUGCUUUUGGUAUCAUUUCCUUGUGUAUUGAGGAGAAAAAUAAAACCGAUCCAAUCUGUGUCAAGGAUUUGGAUUUAAAAGUUCAA
Molecule: messenger RNA, 5103 nt
Organism: Morone saxatilis (striped sea-bass)
Lineage: Eukaryota; Metazoa; Chordata; Actinopteri; Moronidae
Gene: pald1a
Product: phosphatase domain containing paladin 1a
Exons: 20
Coding region: 452-3064 (870 amino acids)
Source: RefSeq, a predicted model, not a curated record